This is a messenger RNA of Capronia coronata CBS 617.96, 2196 nucleotides long. RefSeq lists its product as uncharacterized. Gene Ontology annotation, molecular function: sequence-specific DNA binding; DNA-binding transcription factor activity, RNA polymerase II-specific; zinc ion binding. The record is from RefSeq and is a predicted model, not a curated record. Bases 1 to 2196 code for a protein of 731 amino acids. NCBI's taxonomy places the organism in Eukaryota, Fungi, Ascomycota, Eurotiomycetes, Chaetothyriales, Herpotrichiellaceae. Gene Ontology annotation, biological process: positive regulation of transcription by RNA polymerase II; DNA-templated transcription. The transcript has 2 exons. Gene Ontology annotation, cellular component: nucleus.
AUGGACUCUUCGAAGUCAACAGUGGUGCCGGCGAACGACGACCUGCCAUUAGCCCCGCCAAAGAAACGGAAGUUGAAGCAUCCACGCACUGCUCGAGCUUGUUUAUUCUGCCGGAGACGUAAAGUCAGAUGCACCGGUACGCAACCUUGCGACUACUGCCGCGCUGAAGGGGUACGAUGCGAGUAUGAUGAUGGUGUUGAAAGGGUUCGACCCGGGGCGCCAGCGAACUCGGCGUCACUGUCUCCUACAACGACAAGCCCGAUAGUUCACCACAGUUCGGGAUACCUCCCACGCACGGGAGACUACAGCGCUCUGACUCCUACGGGACAUCAACCUCUCCAGCGCACAGUUCUCUCAACAGAGAGUGCGCCUCGAUUGACGAGGAACAUAUCAACGGAGCCGCCUCAAACCUUUGCUGCAGGUCAACAUAUUGGCCCUACUGCCGGAGUGUCAUUUCUCUACCAUGUUUGGAAUCGAAGUGAGAUCAAUGAAGGAGAAGUCUUGCCGGCGGCUCCAUUGACCUGCUAUGGAGACAUGCCUCAGCCGGUAAUCCGGCAAGACCAACCUUUCCCUACCCAAGAAGAGGCAACCGCACUUUUGGAACGAUAUUUUCGAUUUGCAACACCCACGUAUCGCUUCCUCCAUCAGCCCACCCUCGAACGAUGGAUGUCACAAAUGAUCGCUGGCGCUCGUUUGCCGGUGGCGGAAGCUGCAUGCGCUUUGAUCGUAUGUGCACAGUCGCUACUGUACUCAGCCGAUGGUGAUAGAUACAAGGAUGGUGGUGACGAGGAGUUGGUCCGAAGCAGAUUCUACUUUGAAAAGGCCAAGUCCCUGCUCAACCAGGAACCUGGACCAGCCACGGUUGUCAGCGUACAGGCUCGACUUGCAAUGUGCUUAUACCUCCUGAGUUCUUUCCGCAUCAACGAAUCCCGCUUCUGUUUCAGUCUGGCCUGCACAAUCUUGACAUCCAUUGGGCUGCAUAGAAAGACUUUGGCGGCGCACAAGCUCGACCUGGUCACCUUGGAGUCACGUAAGCGAACGUUCUGGUGUGCUUAUGUGCUGGAUGAUUAUUUGAGCGUCAUGCUCGGCCGACCACGCACCCUCCGCGAUGAAGAGAUCGACCAGCCAUACCCUCGGAACAUUGACGAUCAAGAUCUCCUAUCGUCCGAGUCCCCGGAGGAAUUGCCCCAACAUGGGAACCUUGAGGGCUUUAUUGCUCAUGCGAAUCUGGCCAAAUUGAUGGCGCGAAAUAGCGACCUGCUCUACCCACUCCAGCCUUUGUCCGAGGAUCAGGUGUAUGAACGGACGGUGCUGAUGCUGGAGGCUCUGUACAGCUGGAGGGAUGGUCUACCUGACUUCCUCAAACCUCGGGAGAAGACGCUGGUAGGUCAACGUACAUUUGAGCGACAAAACACCAUUCUGAAGCUGGCAUAUGCUCACUUGCGUAUCCUGGUCACCCGACGUUGCUUGUUGAUGGAUUUCAGCCGGCUGGGUCGCAGUUCGCCAACGAGCGAGGAUGACAGAGCGCUCAAGCCGAUCCAGGAAUGUGCGAGCGCCAUCUGUGCCAUCCUCGAUACGAUUUACCAACUUAGUCAUAGAGGAUCGAUGUAUCAAGCAUUCUGGUUCACUCAUUAUGUUGCGCUCGUGGCCCUCUCAACCUUGUAUGUCUUCAUGAUCCAGAAUAGCCGCUCUUCGAUCCCGCAAGGCCUGUUUCCUGACAUCGACUCCUGUUUUGACAAAGCAAAAUACUGUCAGGCGCAGCUGGCUGCUCUGUCGCCGAAUGGAAGCCAGGCGCGUCGGCAUUAUAUUCUUCUCGACCGUCUCCGAAAGCGGGCAGAAAAGGACGCCGGUCGGUUGCAGCGAGACGGACACGGUCCUGCUAGCAUGGCACCUCCACCUCUGGCAACCAGUAUCUACGAGCAAACACCAGCAGUCUCUUCGGCCAUGGCCGAUCCCGAGAGGCCGACAAGAUACUCAGAACAGACAGACGAAUCAAUCGGCCGUCCUUUGCAUGGGCUUGACCAGUGGGCAACGACCAACCCUGAAGUCCCUGGUCGGGAUAUGAACGGUACAAUGGGACAGUUCACUCCGCUGAAGGAUGACUACAUGUCACAAAAUCUGCUUGGUUGGGGAUGGGAGAACCUUGAUACUGUCGGGUUCCCGGGCGAAGAAGACAUCUUUGGUUUCCAAGCUUGA